Penicilliopsis zonata CBS 506.65 is the source of this 1065-nucleotide messenger RNA. RefSeq lists its product as hypothetical. The transcript has 2 exons. NCBI's taxonomy places the organism in Eukaryota, Fungi, Ascomycota, Eurotiomycetes, Eurotiales, Aspergillaceae. Gene Ontology annotation, molecular function: hydrolase activity, acting on glycosyl bonds. Bases 145 to 1065 code for a protein of 306 amino acids. The record is from RefSeq and is a predicted model, not a curated record.
CCUGAACCGCUCUAACUAAUUUUUAGCUCUGUUGAUAGUCUGAUAACCACAGCUGCAGGGGUAAUGUGGCAAUGAAGACUCAUUUAAUAGGCCAACCACCUCCAGGUGUCUUCUGUUUUCUCCCCCUUCCAGUGCUGACCGACGAUGCAGUUCUCCCCUCUGUCCCCCGCCGCCAUCGCGCUGUCCCUCCCUCUCCUCCUCCUUGGCCAUGUCUCUGCAGCGGGCGCGACAUGCGAGACCGUCACGACCAACCUGCUCAGCAAUCCGUCCUUUGAGUCGGGCGAAGUGAGCCCCUGGUCGGUGAUCGAUGGCACCGGCACGAUCAUCAGUGAUACCUCGGAUGGCGGCGAAUAUGCGCUUCAAGUCUACGGCACCACGUAUUUCGGCGUGGAGCAGGCCGUGACUGGCCUCACCGUCGGCGAGACCUACACCCUCUCCUUCGACUACAAGCUCAUCAGCAGCACCCUGUCGGGGUCUUGGCUGUGCGAGUUUUUCAUCGAAACUGCCUAUGGCACCGCCGUCGCAGAGGCCACCACAAGUUACUCAUCGACCGAUCCCACCUGGUAUACCCUCUCGGCCUCCUGGACAGCGACCAGCGCCUCAUGCGAGUUCAUUAUGUGGGCUUAUUGCCCGACAGGCGUCAGUCAUCGACCGUAUAUCGGCUUCGACAACGCCCAGUUCCUCAGCCAGGAGACCGUCUGUUCUUCCUCUUCUUCCGCAACCCCGACUCCUACUACUCAGGCCUUGUCUGUCUCGAGUUCGGCGUCUGGGUUGCCUUCAACUUCGUCGUCAUUGCCAUCCUCAUCUCCGUCGAGCACUGUCGUUACCUCGACCUCUGCCUCCGGGCUGUCAUCAUCGGCUGUUUUUACAUUGAGCACCUCUUCUUCAGCUAUAUCCAGCGCAGGUGUCUCAGCUAUAUCCAGCGCAAGUGUCUCUUCAGCCGUAUCGACAAACAAGCUUGCCCUUUUCAUCAGCAAGAGGUUCGCCUCGUCCGUCAGGGCCUGCCUCUUCAUCCAGCCCAUUACCUUCUUCUUCCUUUACUCUCAGUCGUUCGCCGUCCUCUAA